This is a messenger RNA of Candoia aspera, 4454 nucleotides long. RefSeq names its product phosphoethanolamine/phosphocholine phosphatase 1 (gene PHOSPHO1). The coding region runs from base 2265 to 3017 and encodes 250 amino acids. The transcript has 2 exons. Lineage: Eukaryota; Metazoa; Chordata; Lepidosauria; Squamata; Candoiidae. Gene Ontology annotation, molecular function: phosphatase activity. Gene Ontology annotation, biological process: bone mineralization involved in bone maturation. The record is from RefSeq and is a predicted model, not a curated record.
UGCCAAGGUUGAGAAACACUGACUUUAGGUUUACAAGCGAAGAUGACAAGCAAUGAUGCUCUCUUCAGUGACUGUUUUAGUGACUGGCCAGCUGGCUGGAGAUUGUUGCAGUUGUAGUGCAUCACAUCUGAAAGGGGCUAAGUUGGAGGAGGCUGCUCUAGCAUCUGAUGACUACCCAGGGAUUGAGAGUUCAUCUCUCUGUUUAAAAUGUCAAAAUAUUUCACCAACAUUUUGCUGCGAUAGGGAAACCAAACUCCUGACUGCAUCUGUUAUAAAUCUGCAUUUAUAAGACACAACUCAAAAGGAAAAAGAGAUUUGGAGGGAGGAGAAGAAAAGGAAAACAAAAAAGGGCCAGUUCUCAGUUACAAAGGCUUUACAAAUGUUUUUUUAUUAGGGCUUGGCAAGGCAGUUCUUCUCCGCUCAAUGAAUGGGGCCAGGUUAGUCCUUGUUUUUGCUGUGUGAUGAUUUUCUGAGAAGGCACAGGAAGCUGCCUCCCCACAGUAACCAGGCUGAUUGUGGAAGUUAAAAUAUUUAUCUCUUCAGCUCUGUAGCUAAUUGAACUGUACUAAAGAGAUGUGUUUAAACAAAGGUGUACUUGGCAAGGAAGUUCUGUUGUGGAACAAAUGCAAUAAUUAUCAAAGUCGUUUGGGAAAACAUUGAGGAGUUCAUUUUCAAUAUGAGGCAGAAUCUAAAGUGAUCAGGACAGGCUAAACAAAGUUGGCAUUCAUAAAAACAGUGACCUCUGGUUUCUUCAGCAGCAAAGGGAGUGUGUACAUUGGGGGAUGCCUCACGUUGGAAACUAAAGUACUGAAGAUGAAAAGGUGUUUCGAAGGUAUCGGGCUGCGAUGCUUUCUUAAGCUCUAGGCCAUACCUCUUCAUUGGUUAGCCUUCAUCAACCAAUGUGAUGGCAAGAGAAGCAGCAUAGGUAAGAAAACCAAGGUAAGAGGAACAUGUUUUGGAGUGGUGUGGGAGAGGCAGCCCAUCUAGUGAGUCAUCAGGGUUCCACCUAAGUCCCACAGAAGGUUUGUGCACUGUUGCAAAUGCAAAAGCUUCUUUUAAAAUCAAACUGAAACCUCAAAAUCUCAGAGAACCCACAUUCAAUAUCAGUGCAAACAACUGCCUAAAGCUGUCUGUAUUCUAGCUACCUUUCCUCCAAUCCUUCAUGUAUUCCAAAAUUCCCUAGUAUCAUAUCACUGUCCCUUCGUUAAAAGUGGCACAGGAAUUUUAAGGAUAGUAAAUUGCCCUGCUCAGGAAAGAAUGUGACCAGGAUUAAAAGAAACUUAAACACUGAUUCCCUGUACUGAGUAGUUAAGCCUCUUAAGGUCAAGAAUUGAAGACGCAUGAGGUGAAAAUAUUAGUCCCACUGGGUCUUAGAAGGGUCACAAAGCAGUAAUAGGGCAAUGAUGAUUAGCUGAAGUAGUUCACUUGGAGUUGCUGCAGUCUCGAUUUUUAGGCUUUUAUCACAAUAGAGCUGGGUGACUUCAUCGUAAAUGUGAAAAUCAUUAAUAUUAACAGACCAUAAUGGCAUUGGGUAGGGAGAAUAAAAUCUUUACAUCUCCAAGGAGUUUUAAGAAGCCAAAGUCACUAGUCCUUGUAGAUGCAAAUACUUUAAAGUAUUCUAAUCCCUCAGAGACUAAAGGUUAUUAAAAAGAAUGCAUAAGUAGCAAAUUCCAGAAGUUGUCACCAUUCCUUCCUUUCCCCAUGAACCAAGAGCAGAAGAAAAAAAAAAAAAGGCAUGUCAAAGAUAGAGUUUCAGUUAUUUCUAAGCUUAGUCAUACACUCUUUGCUUUGGUUAGGGCCAAAUAGCGGUACCAUCUAUUUGUGCAUGAAAAGGAACUUCUGCUAUGGAGGCACCUGCCUAUGUACUCAGCAUCUUCAUCCUUUGCCUGCUGUUUCUGGCACCUCAGAACAUCUGCAAUUAGUUCCUGGUUCAGGUAGGAAGGGGAAGGUGCACCAAAGUUGGAACCAAAAAUAAGCAGAAAUCAUUUUGAAUACUGUUCUGCCAUUAACGGAAAGACAUUUAGUUCUUGUAUUUGCUGGAAGUGGCAUGUUAACAGCCAUCUGCAGCUAGGAAGCCCUCCAGAUAUGUGGAUGUCAAUUCCUAGAAUUCUCAGGAAUGGCUCUGUUGGCUGGGGAAUUCUGGGAGUUGGUCCACAUAAGGAUAGCCCUCAUGGGCAUGGGUUGCAUUAGGAGAAGGGCAAGGAAUGUAUACAGUAAAGUUGGCUUUCCAUUAACCAAACCUCUUUUUGUUGCAGGAUGGGCCAAUGGCGGCCACACAAAGCCAAAAGUACCUCCUGGUCUUUGACUUUGAUGAGACCAUUGUAAAUGAGAAUAGUGAUGAUUCUGUCAUCCAGGCUGCUCCUGAGAAAAAACUUCCGGAGUCCAUACGCCAAACCUUCCAGGAAGGUUUCUACAAUGAGUACAUGCAACGGGUUUUGAAAUACCUGGGGGAUCAAGGGGUAAAGAUGACUGACUUCAAAGCAGUCUAUGAAAAGAUUCCCUUUUCUCCUGGCAUGCAGGAGCUCCUCCAGUUUCUCUCUAAGCAACAGAACCACUUUGAGAUCAUCCUCAUCUCUGAUGCCAACAUGUUCGGCAUUGAAUGUGCCUUGAAGGCUGCUGGGGCUUAUUUCCUCUUCCGUAAAAUCUUCAGUAAUCCUUCUAGUUUUGACAAGAGGGGCUACUUCACCUUGGGCCCUUACCAUUCACACAAUUGUCCACGGUGCCCUUCCAAUAUGUGCAAACAGAAGAUCCUGACUGAAUACCUGGAAGAAAGGGCUCAGGAGGGAACCAAGUUUGAGAGAGUCUUCUAUGUGGGUGAUGGAGCCAAUGACUUCUGCCCUUCCAUGGCAAUGAAGUCCAGCGAUGUUGCCUUCCCAAGGAAAGGCUAUCCCAUGCAUCAGCUCAUUCAGGAGAUAGAGAAAAACCAACCUGGGGCCUACCAGGCUACUGUAGUCCCUUGGAAUUCCGCCAUAGAGGUUUGUUCUCACCUUCAAGAAGUUCUCAAGAAAAAAUGCUGAGGGAAAGAACUUGGCAGAAGCAGCAGCUCUUCUUGAUUUACCUGGCCUACAGUGUAGAAAGAUCUCAGUGAAUUCCCUUGCACUGUCUCAUGCUUGGCUUCUGCUCUGGGUUUUUUCUCCCUCUCUCAUUGUGCAUGUUCUGUCUCUGGAUUUCCCUUCUUUUGAUCUUGAGAUAAGGGCUCUCUAUGCAGUUUGGCAGUCCAUCCCAGGAAGGGUGGAUGGGUGCCUGCCAUCUCGUAUGUUUUGCUUGCCUGUGAAGAAAAUGCUCUUGCAUUUCUCAAAAUUGCUUAUCCACUUUGGGGAUACAGAAAAGGCUUCGCUCUGCUACCAAAGCACUUAAAAGCAGUCAUGGGUCCUGUCUCAUUGAAGAUGACAAUAGAUUAAUCUACUGUAGAUCUAAAUGAGGCAGAAUUAUGUGUCUGCUAGGUCAGGUUUCAUUUAUGCUGUGAUUUACUGACUCAGCCAGGUUCAGCUGAGUUCCUAUACUGUUAAGCCAUAAACCAUGGUUCACAAACCACAAUGGCUGGAUUCACACACAUUAAGUCAAAAACAAAGCAAGCACAUUAUGAUUGAAUGUAUUGUGUAAACUAAGCCAUUAUCUAUGUCUUUGAAAAGUAUGUCCAACAGUAAAAAGAAAAAAACGCUAAAAGAUAAUUUAGAUGUAGCAUAGUUGCUGGGCAAGAUGCAAUCAUCUAGUUUACCUCAACGUACUGUUUUCCUUAAGGGCCCACUUUAUUGCUGAGAUGAAUGCCCUAGGCUAUGCUUCCCCAACCUGGUGCUCUCCAGAUGUUUGACUUCCAGAAUUCUCAGCCAACAUAGGCAAUAACUAGGAAUUUCAAGAGCUGAAGCUGGGCUGGACAUUGCAGUGCCAAGUCCUUUACAGGGUGCCAGAUUGGGCAGGGUGGCUUUUAGCCAAGCACUUUGUAAGGGAAAACACUCCGACUGUAGCAGCAUGUUUAUCUCUCCCCUAGCAGACCCUCUCGGGAAGCAUUUCAGCUCCUCCAAAAGCUGCUGCUAUCUAAAUGAGGCAGGUUGGGGUGGCCUGUUUGGUGUAUAGAAUGGCCAUGGACACGAGAGAACAAGCAAAGUACUCUGGGUAUUUGGGAUGUGUUGGAAACAUGUUAGAAACAGCUGUUGCUGAUGAUAAUCCAUGUAGAGCAUGGCCCUCCAGAUGUUCCUCAGCUACAACUCCCCCCCCCCAUCCCUUACCACUGGUCUUGUCGGCUGAGAAGGUUGCUUGGAGUUAUAAUUCAGCAAUAACUGGAUAGCCACAACUUCCCACCCCUGACUUUAGAAGUGUAGAAAGUAGGAGAUUACAAGAAUGAAAAUAUCUGCUAUUAACGUAUGUACGUUCCCUAUUCAUCCAUAGUCAUGCUUCCUGUAAUUUCAGAUCUAACUUUGGAGUUUUUUUCUCUCCAUUCUAUUCAAAUAAUGCUG